AUGGAUGUCAAGACUUUCUAUCUUGCCGGCGAGACUGCUGAGCAUGGCGUGGACCUCGACAUCAGCCAAGUCACCGAACUAAGUGCGCUUCAAGAGGUCAUUGCAAACAACUUUGGCAUCGUUGCUGCUGGAGAGGUGGGCUUCCAGGACAAGACCCGCACCCUCGAAACUCUCGUUGAAAUCGAAUCAACAAAUGAGCCUAUCAGUGUCACCAUAUCUGGUCAACCUGUUCGCGAGACUCCAGGUCCUGAGGGUUUGCCAUACGUAGGCUCAUAUCUCCAAAUAUUCCCAGAUCAUCUCGGCAACAAUCAACGUCUGUUUGAGCGAUAUGGUCCAGUCUUCAAGUCGACCAGUAUGGGUGUGACGAGCUAUCAAACCAACGAUCCUCGAAUUGCUCAGCUCGCUUUGACGGAAUCGGCGUACUUCUCCAAAGAGAUCAACAAAGUACACCCUCUUUUCCCAAUCAAGAAUGAUUUGGCAGGUGUUUUUCUUGGUGACUCGUCCAGCCCCAACUGGAAUAUUGUGCAUAAGUAUAUGCCUCCUGCACUUGGUCCCAAGGCUGUCCGCCACUAUUCCAAGACCAUGAACGACGAGUUGCGCAUGUCACUACCAGUAUUUGACGAGCUCGAGUCAACCGAUUCAGCUUGGAAUGUUUAUCAGUACAUGCUGAAACUCAGUUCCGCUACUGUCGGCAAAAUUGUUCUCGGAAUUGACUUUGAGCACUUUACUUCUGUCGAUGCACCGCUGCACAGAAUGCCUCUAGCCAUCGCUCAUUCCUUGGCCCUGAACAAGAAGGUGGCCUCAAUGGGCGAGUGGUACUCUCAUCUACCUUUCGGCGAUCCCAAACGCCUGAGAAACUUACAAGAGUUCAUGCAGGGCCAGAUCGACAAGGUGAUUGAGGAGUUCAAAGGCAAAGGAGUCGAGGAUUUACCCCUUCAGGAUGCUGCCUUGAAGGCCGAAAACCUCGUCGAUUACUUUAACCGUGCGGUGGAUAACUCCGGAAAUCGUCUUCCUAAAGCGAAUAUGACUUCUGCCCUGAUCGUCGCUGCCGGAGCUGGCUUUACCACUACGUCGUCCUUAUUGUCAUGGCUCAUCUAUGGACUUGUCACAUACCCUGGCAUGCAAGAGCGGUUGGUCCAAGAGCUGGUCAACCAUGAUUUCAAGGAUGACAUGGACGUCACUCCAGAGUUGAUCGAAGAUCUCAACGAGCUUGACAAAUAUGUCAAGGAAAUGCAACGCAAGCACAACCCCUCCUAUCAACCAGGUCGUACCGCUCAAAGAGACCUGAUUCUUCCCGGCGGUCUUAGGAUGCGUAAGGGCGAAGUUAUCAUCGCUGCACUUCACCACAUCCACAACAAUCCCAAGGUCUGGGAAAACCCAGAUCGUUUCGACCCCGACCGUUGGGAGACCGAAAAGGUCAAGAAGCGUGGCAAGACUGACUACAUUCCUUUUGCUGCCGGACAACGCAUGUGCGUUGGCUUUAAUUUUGCCCUCCAAGAGGUCAAGAUCUUCAUCGCCCAGCUAGUCUGGCGAUACGAAUGGAUCAAAGACGGCAAUGUCGAAACCGAGUAUGAUCCUUUCUUCCAGCUUAUCAGACCCGUGAAUUUGUACGUACGUACAAAGAGACGAACUGUCUAUCCCUCGAAAUCGAUCUAG
Molecule: messenger RNA, 1656 nt
Organism: Aureobasidium melanogenum CBS 110374
Lineage: Eukaryota; Fungi; Ascomycota; Dothideomycetes; Dothideales; Saccotheciaceae
Product: putative cytochrome P450 monooxygenase
Exons: 8
Coding region: 1-1656 (551 amino acids)
Molecular function (GO): oxidoreductase activity, acting on paired donors, with incorporation or reduction of molecular oxygen; iron ion binding; monooxygenase activity
Source: RefSeq, a predicted model, not a curated record